GGUUUCUAUAAGUCGGUAUGGCUCGUACAAAGCAGACGGCGCGCAAGUCCACCGGCGGGAAGGCCCCGCGCAAGCAGCUGGCCACCAAGGCGGCCCGGAAGAGCGCGCCGGCCACCGGCGGCGUGAAGAAGCCGCACCGCUACCGGCCCGGCACCGUGGCCCUGCGCGAGAUUCGGCGCUACCAGAAGUCCACGGAGUUGCUGAUCCGCAAGCUGCCGUUCCAGCGGCUGGUGCGCGAGAUCGCGCAGGACUUCAAGACGGACCUGCGCUUCCAGAGCUCGGCCGUGAUGGCGCUGCAGGAGGCGUGCGAGGCGUACCUGGUGGGGCUGUUCGAGGACACCAACCUGUGCGCCAUCCACGCCAAGCGCGUGACCAUCAUGCCCAAGGACAUCCAGCUGGCGCGCCGCAUCCGCGGGGAGCGGGCAUAAAUCUCGUUCCUCCACUGGCAUGUGCGCUACCCCCAAAGGCUCUUUUCAGAGCCACUUCCGUUCUCACCGAGAGUGUCUGUUUCACUAAUGGCUUUGCCCCUAAAGAACGUACCCUUGGGGCAGACCAGAGGAAAGGGGCGAAGGGAUAAUGGGUUUAUCGCUCAAACUACGGCCACCUCAUUUUUCUCACGCAAAGUAGGUGUAAAUGUAAUCGCAAAGCCUCCCAUAUCGUGUGUGCUCAUACUGUCUACUUAAGGAAACUUGAGGUAACAGCAAUUGAAGCAAUAGUGUCACCGCAGCGAUCAAGUUACCACUUGCACCCUUGAGGAAUCCAGGUGGAAAGAAAAUCCCAAGGAAAGCAGCUACAAACCAUGUAAAUGGCACUCAGUGUACCUCCACAUCGGACAGUAAACUGGCAGCAGAAUCCUGGUUAACUGAUUUAUCCACAUCUCAGGAAGGCUAGGAUUUUGAGCAUUUCCUUAUAAGAAUUGUGUUUCUCAUUGUUUAGUAGCACCUGGUAACCCUGCAGGAUAAAAUCUGAAAUGUUACCCUCUGUACCCACCCCAAGGUCUGAUACUGUAAAAUCACCAAAUAAGCCUUAGCUUUUAUUCCCCAGCUUCCAGGAGCCUGGCAGUGCAAAGUGCCUGAGGAGCAUUCCACAGGCAUAAGGCUUUCCCACCACGGAUUCAACUCAACUCUCUUCUAAGAGCCACCCACGGGCACACCAAAAAGGACUGUUGCCCUGUAAUCUUGACUGGUAUUUAAGAUUAUGCUCAAUUACUUGAGUCUAACAGUUAAGUUCCUUUCAAGUGCUUUUCUUCGGUUCUCUUGACAGGCUAGUGCCUCAAUUUAUACAUACUGCCAAUUUGUGUACAGCUGGUGUACAUUAUCCUCCCUAAUACAGAAAAUGGAAAACAAUACUUUGCUCAUCUAAGCAUUCAAGAAGACUACCUGACAAACUGGCAUGUGUACAUUGUCAUUUCUGCCCUUCAAGUUUGUGAAAUGAGUGAAAAGGCUUUCCUUAAAUUUUAAUAAAUUUUUUUUCUGGAAACUA
This is a messenger RNA of Hipposideros armiger (great roundleaf bat), 1482 nucleotides long. Its product is annotated as histone H3.1. The transcript has a single exon. The record is from RefSeq and is a predicted model, not a curated record. The coding region runs from base 18 to 428 and encodes 136 amino acids. Lineage: Eukaryota; Metazoa; Chordata; Mammalia; Chiroptera; Hipposideridae. Gene Ontology annotation, molecular function: protein heterodimerization activity; DNA binding; structural constituent of chromatin. Gene Ontology annotation, cellular component: nucleosome.